Myotis brandtii (Brandt's bat) is the source of this 924-nucleotide messenger RNA. RefSeq names its product transmembrane protein 254 (gene TMEM254). The transcript has 4 exons. Lineage: Eukaryota; Metazoa; Chordata; Mammalia; Chiroptera; Vespertilionidae. The coding region runs from base 18 to 407 and encodes 129 amino acids. The record is from RefSeq and is a predicted model, not a curated record.
CCCGGCUCUGUGUCAAGAUGGUGGUGGCGAAGUCGGAGGGCGGCAGGGCGGCCACCGCCUACUUCCGCGCAGCCAGACCCUUGCCCUCGCUGGUCACAGCCCUGGCGCUGGGAUAUUUCGCGUGGGUUGUCUUCUGGCCUCAGAGUAUUCCUUACCAGAGCCUCGGGCCCCUGGGCCCCUUCACUCAGUACUUGGUGGACCAUCAUCACACCCUCCUGCACAAUGGAUACUGGCUUGCCUGGCUGAUUCACGUGGGAGAGUCCUUGUAUGCCAUGGUAUUGUGCAAGUCUAAAGGCAUCACGAAUGGUCGGGCUCAACUACUCUGGUUCCUGCAGACGUUCCUCUUUGGGAUAGCCUCCCUCUCCAUCUUGAUCGCUUAUAGACCAAAACGCCAAAAGCAAACUUAAAGGAGAACUCCAACCCUUUCCCUGCACUGACAUCCAGCCUCACUCUUGUCUGAGGAUGGCUUGUUUACUCCACCUUUCUGUUUUCUGGAAAGUUACGACCCUCUAGUCAGUCAUUAUCUCAUAUUCUCUGGUUGGACUUGAGUAGAUAGUAGGAAAAGGUUUUAUCUUUCCAAUUCUGCAGACUAACCUAUUUGGCAGAGUAUUUCCAGCUACCUCUCUCUCUGCCAUCUGGUUUAAGCCAGGUACUAAAUUUGCUUGUUGGUAUACCUGUGCUCCCACCUUUUGACUAAAACACCUUACCCAUACCACCUCCAUCUUAGCUGAUUAGGGGUUGCUUUUUGGUAAGGUAAAAUAUUUUAGAGUUAAUGGAUGGAAAUCCAACUCAGAUUCUAUAAAAGCAUGGUCCUCUCCAAGGGAAAUAAUGACAGUAGUAUUAAGGGUGCCGGGAACAAUAUGGUGCAUUACUGAAUGAAAUGGAUUAACGAAUAAAAUGCUGUGAAUUGUCUCUCCAUUCAAA